Molecule: messenger RNA, 1460 nt
Organism: Phoenix dactylifera (date palm)
Lineage: Eukaryota; Viridiplantae; Streptophyta; Magnoliopsida; Arecales; Arecaceae
Product: ATP-dependent Clp protease proteolytic subunit-related protein 4, chloroplastic-like
Biological process (GO): protein quality control for misfolded or incompletely synthesized proteins
Cellular component (GO): endopeptidase Clp complex
Molecular function (GO): ATP-dependent peptidase activity; serine-type endopeptidase activity; ATPase binding
Source: RefSeq, a predicted model, not a curated record
CGUGCACCGCAGAGGAUCCCGGCUCCUCUCCAAAGCCACGAAGUUUUGGGGCCUAUCGACUCCCUGCUUCCCAUCCUCCCCGAAUUCCUCUCUCCAACUAAUAAAACCCUUCUCCGCUACAGCGCUCACCGGUCGCUCCCACUCGGCGAGCCAUGGAGGUGGGUUUCUGCCCCUCGCGCUUCUCCCUGGACGCGCGGAUACUCUCCUCUCCUCCCACCCACUCUCGGGGCACCAGGGCCCGAUUCAAGGCCGCCGUCACCCCUUCUCCCGAAGCCUCUCCGAGAGCAUCCUCUCUUAGCAGUGUCUUUGUCGCUCCUUUCGUCGGAGGAAGCGUCUCCGGCGACUUCUCCGGUCAGAAGUUGAGGAUCCCCUCGCUAAGCCCGUCUCCAUCCGGCCGCCGAGGCAAGAGGGGCGUCGUUACCAUGGUUAUCCCUUUCUUGAGAGGAAGUGCGUGGGAGCAGCCACCUCCAGAUCUAGCAUCUUACUUGUACAAAAACCGAAUCGUAUACUUGGGUAUGUCUCUUGUUCCAUCAGUGACAGAGCUGAUACUAGCAGAAUUCCUUUAUCUUCAAUAUGAGGACGCAGAAAAGCCAAUUUACCUCUAUAUAAAUUCCACUGGCACAACGAAGGGUGGAGAGAAAUUGGGUUAUGAGACAGAGGCCUUUGCAAUUUAUGAUGUUAUGAGGUAUGUUAAACCACCUAUAUUCACACUUUGUGUUGGAAAUGCUUGGGGAGAAGCGGCAUUGCUUUUAGCUGCUGGUGCUAAAGGAAACCGUGCUGCUCUACCAUCAUCAACCAUAAUGAUAAAGCAGCCAAUUGCGAGGUUUCAAGGCCAAGCAACAGAUGUUGAUCUUGCAAGAAAAGAAAUAAAAAAUGUGAAGGCAGAACUGGUUGCUCUUUACUCUAAACAUAUAGGAAAACCUCCUGAACAAAUUGAGGAAGAUAUCAGACGUCCUAAAUAUUUCAGUCCCAGCGAAGCAGUUGAAUAUGGUAUCAUCGAUAAGGUGCUGUACAACGAAAGAGGCCAGGAAGACCGUAGUGUGGUAUCUGACCUUAAAAGAGCUCAACUUAUAUAAAUGUAAGCAGAAACCACAUGUUUAAAAAAUGUCGAGGCAAAUUAUCAUGUCACUAUUAGCAAGAAGUCGCAUCUUGUCACGGCCAAAUUUGCUAUCUUGGCAUUCUUGCUUUGAUCAAUUUCCAGUCCUGUAAAAUUUUGAUGAUAGUAACUAUUCACAGUGGAGGUAGUGAUUGGCAGCAAUGGAAUCACUGAAAUGUAUCUAAAACUUUUCUGGUCAUCAGGAUCAGCAUUUUCUUCUUUUGUUUGCCAUGGCUUCAUGACAGUUAUAUGUAGGAAAAGGCUCAUAGAGGACUUUUCAAGUUUAUUGCAGCUUGGAUUCUCUGGGAGUUGUAUAAGGAGGCUUUACUUGUGAGCAUCAAAUCAGUUUAUGCAGUAAAGUGAA